CUUUGCUGGUUGCUUGGCUGCGUUAGUUUUGGGAUCCAGGAAGCCGUGUCAGAUUUAUCGCCUUGCCGCAUUUUCUCUAGGCAACCAACAACAACUCGGGGAAUAUUUGAAGAAGCCAAUUUCCCUCUUGACCCCUCCAAACAUCAAGCUAUCAUAUCACAAUCCGAGCACCCCUGUAUUAUUUCUACGCAAAGCUUCGAUGGCUGACUUAAAUACUUCCCUGCCCAAACUAGACCCUGUUGCGGUCGCCGAUUUCCACGACACGCUCAAGGAGUCAAAGCGUAUCGUUGCUCUCAUCGGCGCAGGCCUUUCCGUAUCCUCGGGUCUGGCCACCUUCCGAGGAGCAAACGGACUGUGGAGGAACCAGGACAUAACGCAGGUCGCUUCGCCUGCAGGCUUCCGUCAUGACCCGGGUCUUGUCUGGCAAUUCUAUACAUAUCGCAGACAUGAUGCUCUUCGUGCCAAGCCGAACCCUGCUCACUAUGCUCUUGCCGAGCUCGCGCGCAAAGUACCUGGUUUCGUCGCGUUGACGCAAAACGUUGAUAAUUUGAGCCCUCGGGCUAAUCAUCCGCCCAGCCAGCUGAAGGAGCUCCACGGAAACCUUUUUGCGCUGUCUUGCGUCGACGUGAUCGGGUGUGGGUACACUGAGCGUGACAACUUUGAGGAAUCUCUGUCGCCAGCACUCGAUCCCUCAAAGGACGAGGAGAGGACCAUUGGCAGCAUUGACCCGAACAACAAGCCUCGCGCCAGCCCAGUGCUGUUGGCCGGCAUCGCGCGGAAACACGCACAAAUCCUCGGGGAGAAGUACGAGGGCAAUUCUCCGGCCACACGGGAUCUGACCGCUCUGAAAGCUCCGGAUCAACCAACGCCAUCGAACCCCGUCGCCGGUGUCCGGCUGUCGUCGGGGUUAGAGAAAAAGGACCUGCCGCAAUGCUCCAAGUGCAAGAACAACAUCCUCCGCCCCGCCGUCGUCUGGUUCGGCGAGCCACUGCCCGUUGAGGUUGUUGAAGAGGCCCAGGCGCUUUUCGAUGACCCCGGGCCCAUCGACUUGUUUCUGACGAUUGGAACCACCAGCAAGGUCUGGCCGGCGGCUGGGUAUGCCGAGAUGGCUCGCAAGAAGGGUGCGAGAGUUGCUGUUAUCAACACGCGAGCUGAGGACGCCAGACAUAUUCGGCCAGAUAAGGACUGGGUGUUCGUUGGCGAUGCGACAGUCGUCCUGCCAGAGCUACUGAAACCGGUAAUUGGUGAAUCAUACGAGCAAGUCGAGAAGGAUAUCAAGUGAUAGCGGAAGAGGCACAUUGUCACGAGCCACCGAGGGAUAUCAAGAGCUGGGUGAAUAUAGUCAGUGAUUCCGUGCUCACUUUUACUACUCUAAGAUGUCGUGAGAGCGAGGAGUACUGCAUCUAGUAGACAAGAGAUAGCCAGUACAAUCUCCAUCCGAUUAAGGUAGCAUCAGAUAUCGCUCAACCCAUGC
This is a messenger RNA of Colletotrichum acutatum, 1474 nucleotides long. Its product is annotated as DHS-like NAD/FAD-binding domain-containing protein. Bases 200 to 1282 code for a protein of 360 amino acids. Gene Ontology annotation, molecular function: histone deacetylase activity, NAD-dependent; NAD+ binding. Gene Ontology annotation, cellular component: nucleus. The record is from RefSeq and is a predicted model, not a curated record. The transcript has a single exon. NCBI's taxonomy places the organism in Eukaryota, Fungi, Ascomycota, Sordariomycetes, Glomerellales, Glomerellaceae.